This is a messenger RNA of Microdochium trichocladiopsis, 1475 nucleotides long. RefSeq lists its product as uncharacterized. The coding region runs from base 266 to 1315 and encodes 349 amino acids. NCBI's taxonomy places the organism in Eukaryota, Fungi, Ascomycota, Sordariomycetes, Xylariales, Microdochiaceae. The record is from RefSeq and is a predicted model, not a curated record. The transcript has a single exon.
GUCAGGGCUAACAAAUUCGGCUUAUGCGGCCGUCGAGCAUGCAGUUUCGUCCCAGGGUACCACGACCCAUCCCGUGGCCACCAAUGAUGACAAUGACGACAACGACGCCCGUUUGGACCAAGUCAACCAAGACAGCUACUUUGACAAUCUCGAUGAUGGCAGCAGCAGCAGCAGCAGCAGUAGCCGUGGCGGUUCUGAAGGCGACGAACCAACCUCGGACCAGGAAACCACGAUCUACAAGCAUUUCGAAGAGUACAUACCACUCAUGGUGAUCUACAUGGCCAUCUGCUGUCUCGUGGGCACGCUGGUGCUGUCCAUCCGCCGACGAAUCGACAAGCUGGUGCAAGAACAGCAACAUCAACAGCAGCAACAGCACCAGACACAACAAGCCACUAUUAGUCUCCGCCACCCAGAAACAACACUCUCAAGUAUGGCCCAACUCCACCCGCAGAUCAACCAGGGCAACUUCCACCGCACCGCGGCGGCCACAGAGAGAGCCGGGAGACGUGAGCGUAGUAAGCGCCGCUUCCAAAACCACCCUUGCAUACUGUGUGCCCGCGGACUGGGCCUGAUUCUCGCCGCGGGAAUCCCCGUGCUCGGCUGGGCCGUGCUGGUCAGGCAUCUCUAUAUCUCGGGACGGAUGAAGAAGGAGUGGCAGCAGGCGGCCAGAGCUGCUGCUGCGGGGGAGGAAGAGGCGGCGCCAGCGGGCGUGGGAGCGGCCGACGACAACUCGCGGCCAAGUGCUGACGGCGUUAACGGCAACGGCGAGGACGAGGACGACUACGAGGCCGUCUACGACAUCGAGCAGGUCAGCAAGUACGACUCGCACUACGCGGGCUUCCGGCAAUACGCUGGUCUCUCCUCCUCCUCCUCCGGUGCCGCAUCUCUGGCAUUAGCCGCCACGAGCAGUAUCAACAACAACGACAACACGCAGGCUCCAGCACUGCACCCGCAGCAACAACAACAAUCUGCCAUACUAUACCAGCUCCCAGCUCCUCCGGCUAGAGCCCUGCUAACCAAGGCGAGAAUCAGGAGCUACCUCCCCACCAGCCACGACGACGACGACGACGACGACGACGACGACAACGACGACAAUAACAACGAGGCAUACGAGGGCCACAGCGUAGAUUUUGAGGAUGCCGACGACAACGAGUCUGUUCUCCAUCGCCGUGCGAGUGCCAGCCACAAUGCCCAGUUCAAGGGAUGCCCGAGCGAGACUACUCCCACGCGCAGACUGCCGAGUCAUCUGUGGGAGCGGACGAGGCUGUCUGCUCUCCGGGGCGUGUCAGCCGGCCGGUUUGAUUUGGAUGACUGAUGGCGUCAAUGGCGGCCAUGAUUGAUGUGUGUCUCGGGAGGACUCAGGAGUGAUCGCAUAAGAGGGGAAACUGGUGGUGACGAGACCGUGCAAGAUGCACGGAGGGUGAAGCCCCAGUUCGGUGCUACUUUCAUUUCGCAAGUACAGGUUUAUUGCAGCU